Messenger RNA from Anopheles bellator, 1362 nucleotides. Its product is annotated as retinoid-inducible serine carboxypeptidase-like. Gene Ontology annotation, molecular function: serine-type carboxypeptidase activity. The transcript has 3 exons. NCBI's taxonomy places the organism in Eukaryota, Metazoa, Arthropoda, Insecta, Diptera, Culicidae. Gene Ontology annotation, biological process: proteolysis. The record is from RefSeq and is a predicted model, not a curated record. Bases 1 to 1362 code for a protein of 453 amino acids.
AUGGGCGAAAAUGGGGAUCUCUUCGGAGUCGGAGUCAAAGCAUCUUUUCCACACUCGUUAGCCGCCCGUCAUGGAUUUGGUCCUGGCCGCCAGGAUUGGGGCUACAGCGAGGUACGUCCCGGGGCGUUCAUGUUCUGGUGGUUGCACUACGCCGGUGCUGGAAAUCAAGUCGACAAACCACUGCUCAUCUGGCUUCAAGGUGGACCCGGUGGUUCUUCGACCGGGUACGGUAACUUCGAAGAGAUUGGACCCCUCGAUCGGUCGCUCAACCACCGACCGCACGCAUGGGUGAACGACUACAACGUCCUAUUCAUCGAUAGCCCCGUAGGAAGUGGGUUCAGCUACGUCGAGGAUCGCUCGCAGCUGGCGACCAACAGUACGACCGUGGUGCAGGAUUUGAUGCGAAUGCUGAAAGAUUUUUACGCCCAAUCGGUCACCUACGCCGACUGGGAACGGCACGUUCCGCUCUAUAUCGCCUCGCAGAGUUACGGUGGGCGGAUUGCGGUCGAGUUGGCCGAUGGGCUGGUGCAAGCGGUACGCAGUGGCGAUAUGCACUGCCAGCUGCACGCACUGUUCCUAGGCAACGCAUGGCUGUCGCCGAUCGAUAGCAUUAGCGCGUGGCCCGACUAUCUUCACCGGAUGGGAUACGUUGGUGCUGAGGGUGCGGCCCGCAUCGAGCAGCGGGUGGCCGCGGUCAGGGAGCAGCAGCAGCACCAGUCGGUGCCAACGGAACACCAGCAGCAGUCAGUGAAAGCGAUAGACAGCUGGCACUCACUGCAGCAGGCCAUCAUCCGCGAGACACACGGCAUCAACUGCUACAACGUUCUGCAGCCGACCGGGCGUCAAUCGCUUCCGGCGACGGACGAGGGAAGUGACGAGUUGCUGGAGUACGGAGAGACCGUCUGGUGGUGGAACGUCGAGGAAUCGGCGUCAACGCCCCGCCAGCGGCUGGAACAGUUGAUGCGAGGACCCGUGGCGCACGCUCUCGGUAUCGCCGACAAACCACAGCCGUGGGGUGCCCAACGGAAUGCGGUGUUUGAAGCCCUGGCCACUGAUUUCCUGCGCCCAACGGCAACCGCCGUCCUUGGUCGGUUGAUGAACGAAACGCAGCUCGAGCUGGUGGUGUACAACGGGCAUCUGGAUUUGAUUACGUGCCUUCCGGGAACGCUCCGCUGGGUUCGACGGCUGCUGGGUGAACCACUGCUUCGGGAACCGUUUCCCCGUGAUUCCCGCGACAUCCAGGGCUACCGCACGGUCUACGGCAACCCACGGUUCACGCUCUACACGGUGCUUCGCGCCGGUCACAUGGUUCCGGUGGACAAUCCAACCGCCAUGGCGUACAUCCUGCGGGCGCACACAUAG